AAGGAACACAGUAAGUGAGCUGACAAGGAGAAGAGCAAUAACGACGUCUCAGUCUGUCACCCUACCAAGCUGAUAUUUGUGACAAAGACGGCAAUAGCAGAAAGAUGAACAGAAGCACACCUCAGAGGGGAUCAUCCUCCAGUAGACAGAGCUCAGUUCCAUCCGCACCAGACAACUCCACCACGGACCCUCAGAAGGACCCCAUCCACCCCCAACCUAGCCUGGGCAGAGAGGCAGAGGAGGGUGGGUUUCUGAAUGGAGAUGGAGGUAGCCCUAUAGAGGACUCUCAGACUGGGGCAUUGCUGGGUCAGGAUGAUGGAAAUGCCAUUACCCCAGCCACACUCACCUCACACCUCCCUAGGCAGAGACCACACCUGGCAGCCGAGAGCCCCAAACCAGGGGACGAGCUGGCCCCUAUCUCCCCAGAGCUGGCCCGCUGGAUCAGGGUUCGGGCCCAGGACCUCAAGCUCCGCCAGAGUGACCGCCAGUGGGCCGUGGACCUGGUCAACCAUCUCCGGGAAAGCCUGCUAGUCUUCCUCAAGAACAGUGACGAGCAGCCCUACUUCCAGUCAGCCUCUGUGCUCAGCAGUGGUUCAUACUACGAGAUGGUCAAGAUACUCAACCCAAAUGAGUUUGACAUGAUGCUGAAGCUCCAGUCUCCUUCCCGCCUCAAAAUGACUGAGCUGGACCAAUACCACGGCCUGUUCUACGAAGUCGCCCUAUCCCGACCAACCCGUUCCCACAUACGGUCUUUCCUUUUGGACGAUGGGCUCACCAUCUCAGCCAGCAAGAUCAUAAGUGAAAUGCACCGUCUGGUCCGCAAGUUCAUCAGCACCUACAGAGUGCCUGGAAAUAGCUGGCGUUGGGUUGUGAAUAGGAAGCGUCCCAACUCACCAGCGGUGACCCUUUCCCUGUUGGAGGUGGAUAAUGGGAAACAGGAACUACUUUCUGUGGAUGUGGUGCCCGCCCUGGAAGUGCCCUCCUCACAGGGCUGGCCUCUGGCUGCCCGCGCCGGCCCAGAUGUGGACAACUGGCUGGGGAAGAAGACCCGGCGCUCUCUCACCCACCAAACUUGCUUCUUUGUGCCCAAGAAACCACCGGGACGAAGCCUUAGUGAGGCAGCUAAAGAGAGUUGGAGGAUUUCCUUUUCUCACAUAGAAAAGGAACUGAUCAAGAGUCAUGGGAACAAGAGGACCUGCUGUGAGAGCUCUGCCACCAAGUGCUGCCGUAAGCAGUGCUUCAAGCUCCUUAAGUGCCUGAUCGAGGGACUGAAGCAACGCUACCCUCAAGAGCUGGAUGCUCUGUGCUCCUACCACGGGAAGACAGCCUUCCUACACACCCUCUCUAUCAGGGCCCAGGACUCCCUGUGGACGCCCCGUCAGCUGCCUGCCUGCUUCAUGCACCUCCUAAGGGCCCUGGAGGGCCACGCAAGCAGUGGUCUGCUCCCCCACUUCUUUGUCCCCACCUCCAACCUCUUCGCCCCACCAACCUUCCCGCGCAAAGCUUUGGUGUUUCUGAUUGAGGCUCUGGAGGAGCAGAGGAGACAGGGGCUUCCCCUUUUAAUGCCCCCGGCUCCUGCCCCACCACUGGCAGUACACUCCCACAGUGACUCCCAGCCCCAGCUUUCCCCUGUUGUACAGCAGACUCCUGUUAUCCAGUAUCCUGUCAUCCUGCCACCCCAAGUUGUUGAGAUGAAAUCCUUUGAGCAAAUGUUCAAAAUUGUGGCUCUGGUUGUGGCUCUUGUCUAUGUUUGUUACCUCCUGUAGAGGUGUCUGUCCUGCCCGUCGGUGGUAGGAAGGAGGCAGAGACAGUCUAUCAACAGCAGAUGGGGGUAAAACGACAUGCACCUGUAGAAAAUGGUAUGCCAUUUUGAAACAGUAUAACAUAGGAUAGGAUUCCAGAUUUGUAUUUCUCUCUAAAUCAUGUCUUUGCUCUAGACAAACACAAUGAAACAUUUAGCCCAAAAGUAAAAAUGUUGUAUUUGUAUAUACAGUGCAUUCGGGAAGUAUUCAGACCCCUUCACUUUUUCCACAUUUUGUUCUGUUG
Molecule: messenger RNA, 2046 nt
Organism: Salvelinus namaycush (lake trout)
Lineage: Eukaryota; Metazoa; Chordata; Actinopteri; Salmoniformes; Salmonidae
Product: cyclic GMP-AMP synthase-like
Exons: 7
Coding region: 105-1766 (553 amino acids)
Biological process (GO): activation of innate immune response; paracrine signaling; positive regulation of defense response to virus by host
Cellular component (GO): nucleus; cytosol; site of double-strand break
Molecular function (GO): 2',3'-cyclic GMP-AMP synthase activity; double-stranded DNA binding; chromatin binding
Source: RefSeq, a predicted model, not a curated record